UAAGGAAGGUGCGCCUAAAGUAGUACCUAUGAAUCAUUCCUUUGCACCCAAAGCUGGAGGGUCCGAUCUGACACCCAACACUGCUUUUUCUUGAAACUACAAAUCCCGGAAAGGACCUUCAAGAAUCAGCAUCAUCGUGAACAGGUGUGCCCGUCGCUGUACCACCAUGGUAGCAUCAGCUUCUGCAAGCAGCGGCCGGUCGCAGGCAAAUGGAUUACUUCCUGUCCCAGCAUCGCAGACUCAGACUGCAGCAGGAAAUCACUCCUCGAAAAUACCAGGACCAAAGCCACCAGCUCCCAAGCUGAAGGUCGUCAUUCGAAGACUUCCUCCAGCCCUCACAGAAGCAGAAUUCCUCUCGGUUUUGGGAGACGAGUGGAAAUUGGCGAAAGGAAAAGUCGAUUAUUUCCUUUACAAGAAUGGAAAAGAUUCCAAAGAGUGAGUUCUUUGCUCAUGCAUUUGAUCUACCAUAACCUAAUUCUUUCGAUCGUUGAAGUCCAUCGAAACCUUCUCGUCCCUCGCGCGCUUACCUACACUUGACCAAUGAAAGUCACCUUAUGACCCUCUCCGAUACUGUUCGUAAUUCCGUCUUCGAAGAUGCCCAGAACACAUUCACAAAUUCUUGCCUCGUUGGUCCUCCCAGUGUCGAGUUUGCUCCCUACGGCCGAACUCCAGGUGGAAGACGUAGGGUAGAUGCUCGAGCUGGAACGAUUGACCAAGACCCGGAAUUCAUGGCAUUUCUCGAAGGUCUGGCAAAUCCUGUUUCUUCAAAAGAAGGAUAUACAGAUGCAGCUGGAGAAGGAACAUCAGGAAAACCGGAAAAGGUCACGACCACUCCAUUGGUUCAGUAUUUGAAGGACAAGAAAGCCAACAAACAUAAAGAGGCAGCAGUUAAGGCCGCGAAGAAACAGGAGGCUCAUACUGCCAAAGGAAAAUCCGUGAAAGAGAGCGAAGACGUCAAGAGAAAAGGAAAGGAUGGCAAGAUUGAAAAGUCGGUUGAGAGAGCAGCAAAGGAAGCAGUUAAGAUAUUGAACCGAGAAGCCUCACUUAAAGUGGCUGGCAUAGCCGAAGCAUCAAAGAACGGAGGGUCAAGCUCAGAUUCAAACUCUCACCCAAAGCUUGAUCUUGGCAGAGUUCCCGGCAGGCAACGGGGUGCUGUUAUUGCGGCUCAUAUUAGAAUGCUGCAGCGAGAUCUUGGAUUGAGCCCAGCUCAAGCCCAUCGUCAAGUCCGGCGUGAUACAGCAGAUGCACAGAAAGCAGAAAAAGCCGCCGCCGCUGCCAAAACUACCGAGACGAAAGAAACGUCCACUCCAGCUGUUCAAUCACCAACUGUCCCAACCGCACCAAAGGCUAUUGCCGCGCAACCUAAUAGUCGAAGAUCACGAGCGAAAGCUGGAUCAUCCUCGACAGAGACAGCAGCGAGCAAAGGAUCGAAUUCUGCUACAGCUUCUUCAGCCCCUGCUGGUCAACCUAGCCCUGUUGUAUUGUUAAAGAAACCCGACCCUAGACCAUCUGCCCCGGCUACACCGACUACGCCAACUGCCGCCCAGCCAACAAAACCAGCCCCAGCCAAUAAUCAUCGGAAACCGCAAAAUACUGCAGUUCCCUCUGACGGUGCAACUCAGGCUUUUAUCAAACAUGCAAAUCCUUCUCAGGGCGUAACAGAACCUCUUUUGAAAGAAGCACUGGAAAAGUUUGGAGCUGUAUCCAUGGUAGAAAUCGACAAACGCAAGGGCUUUGCCUAUGUUGAUUUCAUUGACUCUGCGGGUUUGAAGAAAGCCAUGGCAGCGAAUCCCAUCUCUGUUGCUCAAGGCACCGUCCAAGUUAUGCAGAGAAAGGGAACGGCUUUACCCCCGGAGAAGAAACCUGUCCAUCAGCCUCAUCAACCCCAUCAAGUACCUCAUGCACCUUCUCGUGGAGGUCGGGGAGGCAGAGGUGGAACUGUGGGAAGACGAGGUGGAAGAGGUGGUCCUCGUGGGGGUGGUAAUGGAGGAGGUAAUGGCACUCAAGCCCCAGCUUCGGCACCAACUGGACCAGCGGGCAAGUAAUUGCGUUUUGUGUGUGACUGUUGUCACUUUUUCCAAGAUUUACACUCGCCCAUUUGGCUUUGCCUCAUUGCGCCGGGGAAACUCGUGCUGAAGACCCCCAUUCUGCGGAUAGCAUGUACCCAUGCCAUUAUCCGCCGCCUGAGUCUUGCUUCGGUACGCUUGAUGCGUACUCUUGCAGUCUUAUGAGCUCGACCGAAGACCGUGAUUUUGAUCUCAGAUCCGGGCGGGUGCUUCGUGGCGAACGGAAUGGAAUUAUCACUUCUAUAUCAGCGCCGUAGCGUUAGCAGGCUGGGUCAUUACGUCGUGGCAUGAUUAAAGAGGUGCAGAGGGGGCUGAAGAUAGAUACCUGAAGUUUCCAAAACUUGCUGGAUAUGGAAUGGAUGCAUUCAGGCAUAGAAGAGAGGCCGUAUGAGAGAGACACAGAGAGAGAAGAUUUACUAGCUGAUAUUGUUAUUUCUGUUGACGUUACUAGAUAAAGAAUCAUUGAACCUUAAAUU
Molecule: messenger RNA, 2542 nt
Organism: Hymenoscyphus albidus
Lineage: Eukaryota; Fungi; Ascomycota; Leotiomycetes; Helotiales; Helotiaceae
Source: the annotation of a GenBank genome assembly